Abrus precatorius (Indian licorice) is the source of this 1398-nucleotide messenger RNA. RefSeq lists its product as uncharacterized. The coding region runs from base 252 to 1103 and encodes 283 amino acids. The transcript has 5 exons. The record is from RefSeq and is a predicted model, not a curated record. NCBI's taxonomy places the organism in Eukaryota, Viridiplantae, Streptophyta, Magnoliopsida, Fabales, Fabaceae.
CGUUCACCGCCUAGUUGUCUCACCAUCUUCCUUAGAUUCACUGCAAUUUUCUUUGUCUUCAUCUCACCAAGGCCUCAUAGACUAGACAGGAAUCUUUUGCAUCCAGACAUCACAGAUAGAUCUGCAGUGCUGUUCAUUUGACUAAUACAGUCACCUCACACACCCACUAACACAAAAUAUAUAUAUAUAUAUAUAUAUAUAUAUAUAUUAAUUAUAUUAUAUAAAGUGGGAACGAAGGAUCCACUAUAGGCAUGCAGAUUCUUCAAUGGCUCUUCAAAGGGGCACAUGAACAAGAAAGAAAGAGAAGCACCAACAAUCUUCCUCCCAAAAGGGAAGAUAUCAGUGAACAAAAUGAUGAAGGGAAAGAGAUAAAUCUACUCAAGCGUGAUAGAUCAAAUAAAAGAACAAGGAGAAACAAAUGGAGCAAGCUUGGGUGCAAGAACUUAAAGAUAUUCACUUUUCUAUAUAGAAAAGACAUUAUUCCAAAAGCUUUCUUUUACAGCACCCUCAACUUGAAGAGAGUGAGAAGCUUCAAUAGAAGGGAAUUUUUCUACUUCAUGAAGAUGAAGAGAGAAGAAUCAUCCCGAGAAUUAGGAAUUGUUAACAAGGCAGAUUCAGCUGCUCAUGCUGGAAACAAGGUUUUGCCCAUAACUGAGGCACCAUUGCCAUCCUCAGCUGAAAGAAAUGACCAAUGUGAUACCACAGAAACUAAAGACCAAACCAAGGUGGAUAAAAAAAAGCCAAUGUCCAGAAUGAAAGAGCUACUUAGAUGGGCUGCUUCUGCGAAGACAGAGAAAGGAGGAAAAUUCAAUGGAAGAAAGGUUUUAAUGUUUCGAAGACGUGGAACUCUGAAAGCAGUUCCAGAUGAUGAUCAAGUUUGCAGUGACUCACCCAAGAUCAGUUUCAGAUGGGAUGUGGAAAGCUGCUCCACCACUUCCUCUGCCUACUCAGCUAUCUCAAUAGCUUCCUCAGCCAAAAAUGGACAAAGCAAAAUUGCAACUUCCACUAUAUCCAUCCCUCCUGAAGAAACUGGCCAUAAUAUCACUUGUAGAAAAGGAAAUUGGAUCACAACAGACUCUGAAUUUGUGGUGCUGGAACUAUGAAAAAAUAAGCUAAGUGCAUGUUUGGAAACACAUUGGAAAAAAACUAUAAAUGUGAAUUUAUUGCAGAUGUUACAACUUGUAACGUUAAAGGAAGCGUGAAUCACAAUCAUUCAAACCACAAUCCAAACAUUAUGAAGCAAAUAUUCCAUGCGUGGUGAAGUGUUAGCGGGCAAUCUAUGUCACAAGUUAAUGCUCUAAUUAUGUGUCAUGUCCAUGGCUAAGUUCUGUCAGAUAUUUCGUGAAGAUUUUAUGUAACUUAACUAAAGAUAGAGAGAUUGAGAGGCAAGAGAAAGAG